AUGAAUAGUUCUAAUACCGACACACUCAAUUCUAACGACGAACUCCUAUCAUCGGAAGAUAUUAUCAAGAAAACUGCUUUCAAGAGAAAAGGAAGAUCACAUUCGUGUAAUCAACCAAAACGCCAACAACAAGAACCCGUAUCAACUCAAAGCGCUUCUCGAUCAAGAAAUCCUUCGUGCCCUGCAACUUCAUCUUCUCCCUCACCAACAGCAGCAACCACUAGAGAAGCAACAACUCCCCUUUCCAACUACGAUCUUAUAUCGACCGAAACUAUUCACAAAACCCCAAUGUCAAACAUGGAUGCAUAG
Necator americanus (New World hookworm) is the source of this 309-nucleotide messenger RNA. RefSeq lists its product as uncharacterized. NCBI's taxonomy places the organism in Eukaryota, Metazoa, Nematoda, Chromadorea, Rhabditida, Ancylostomatidae. The record is from RefSeq and is a predicted model, not a curated record. The transcript has a single exon. The coding region runs from base 1 to 309 and encodes 102 amino acids.